Linum tenue is the source of this 968-nucleotide messenger RNA. Lineage: Eukaryota; Viridiplantae; Streptophyta; Magnoliopsida; Malpighiales; Linaceae. The record is from the annotation of a GenBank genome assembly.
CCCAAUUUCAAGGAAGCAAGACGAGGAGAGUAGGGUUUUAAAUCUAGCGAUUAGCGAAUAUCCGAUCAAACAGCGGAGAAGAACCAAGAGAAGAAGAAGAAGAAGAAGAAGAAGAAGAAGAAGAAGGCUCAGCAAAAUUCAGAGUCGGAAAGAGGUGUCAGAUUGGCAGAUGUCGUUCCUGUGGGAGAAGAGUCAGACAUGGCGAUGGCUGGUGAGGAGGACGAGGGACUCCAGGCCCUUCUUCUUUGGAUUCGCCACUGUCUGCGGGGUCGUUCCCGGCGUCAUCGGCUAUUGCGUUAUGCAGCUCACUAACUCCCGAAACCCAGAGCUGGAGCUCCGUCUCCGACAGAAAGAACGCCCCGACUCCACCAUGAUGGGCAGAGUUAACCAAGAGAGACUAGCUGAGUACCUCGGGGAGCUGCAAAGGAAAGAGGACACAAAUGACCGAUAUGUAGCUGCUUUGAGAGGAGAGACAUUGACCAGGAAACCUUAUCAGAGAAUUCAGCCAAUGAAUGAGCUGACGAAAGCUGCAGCGAACCAGGAUCAGCAUGUGGGAAAGAUUUAUCAGAAACGGGCUGGCUAGAAUGCUCCUAAUCUUGUUAUGUUGGCUUUCCGCCUACUAGAAUGUGUGGCGUGCCAAAGAAUAGAAGUGAACACGGUCUUUUGUAACGGAUUAUCCUGUGCCCUUAAUAACUGAGGGAUGCUGGCUGGGAUGUUCUCUUGCCGUUUGUUCCUGUUAUGUAAAGAGGAAAGAGAUGACAACUAAAGCAAAAAAUGUUAUGUGCCUUGUUCACUUAUUUAGAUUUAUGAUUCAAAACACAUCCUCAAGUACUCAUUUUUUGCAUAAAGUUUACUAUAAGGCUGUGGAAGUGCCCCCACAAACCUCUCUAUGUUUACAUUGAUAAUGUUGUGCUCUCACAUCCUUUUUUUUUUUUUGGGUAGAAAUCUCUCACAUCCUUCUGCAGCUG